Annulohypoxylon truncatum is the source of this 1838-nucleotide messenger RNA. RefSeq lists its product as uncharacterized. Gene Ontology annotation, molecular function: protein binding. Lineage: Eukaryota; Fungi; Ascomycota; Sordariomycetes; Xylariales; Hypoxylaceae. The transcript has 4 exons. The coding region runs from base 572 to 1519 and encodes 315 amino acids. The record is from RefSeq and is a predicted model, not a curated record.
UUGAAAGGCGAUCAUCAUCAUCAUCUUGAAUUCAAGCAAACCAAUACUAUUGCUGUUACCCGCAAAAAAAUCCAACAAUAUCAAUUUGAUUCAUUGAAAAAAAUACACUACACAUUGGUAACAUCGAAAAAUUUUCAGAUAUCAAGCGCGUCAUUGUUGUCUCGGAGCAAACCGGACGCGUUUAAGGAGUCGAGGUCUAGCUAUCGGCUGAUCUGGCGUGGUCCCGUAACAGCUGAGCCCGUUAUAUUAUCGGCCUUGACUCGGAAAGACGGUGGAUCAACAACAUCUGAUUACAUUCAGUUCGUAGACCGACAUUACAUGAGUCUCGAAAUUGGGUUUCUUGAUACGAGCAAGAAGGGUUGUUGGUCGAAUUAUUCCCUGUUCGGUUGGCGCGGCUUACAUCUGAUCCACCGCACGGUAUCUCGAAUUUCGUGCAAGGGGUCCACGGAGAAAUCUGAUUCUAUAUAAAGUCUACAGAUGGUGCCGGUGCCGUGUCUAGGUUUCCUUUUGAAGCCUCGACAACGUGCAUUAUACUUCUGUUGACCCCUUCUGUGUAUCUUUGCCACAAUCCAUGUUGCACGUCAUGGCGCCCUCACAACUCUCGGUAGAUUCGCUCCCGAACGAGAUCAUCAUCCAUGUCCUGAGUUCUUUUCCAACUCGCGAGCUGUUGCCCCUUGCUGCUGUCUGCCGCCGCUUCCAUGGACUUGUUGGCCGCAUACACUAUGGACGUCUCAUUGAAGCUUCGAAGUUGCAGGAUCAUGAGAUGAUCCUUGAGUGCUAUCACCCAAGCGAAAAGCUUUCUACACCUGAGCUAUUCUGCGAAUAUCUGGGAACGGACGGACUUACGGAAGCUGGCGACGAGGCCAACCUCGGAGAACUCAACCAGCUCUACACACGAUUCCGCCCAUUCCUUGGAGAUGAGAAGCCCCAACCUCGAGGUCCUUGGCAAGCCCAGAUGAUUGAAGAAAUAUCGGAGCCUCGGUUGCCCACGCACCAGAUUUUUCUCGACUCUAGCGAAUUGUUCUCUCAGAUGUGCACCGUAACCAACCUGGUUAAGGUCGGACCAAGGAAUGGCCUCUUUACUAGCCUUGCCAACGUCACAGACAGCGUGGUCCGUGUAUGGCGCGACUGGCUUAAGCGUGCAGCAGAAAAUACAGCAGCAGGGAUGCAACAGCGAGCUCGCUCGGACUUGGAUGAUCCGACCAUUCUAUGGACGGACUCGUCAAAGACCGUUGGGCUAAAAUUCAGAGUUGUCGAGGAUGAAAGCAUACCUGCGCCCGUCCUCUUCGGCCGAGAUGAAGACCCAUCGGUCUCGUACACAUUGGAGUAUCAAGAAUUGCUUAUAAAAGCAAACUGGCUGCUGCUCAGUUACGAGACAUCUGAAGCUCAGCAAGUCACCCAUGCAGGGGCUAUUUACUUCCCAGGCAGUGGCAUCAUUCAUCCAUGUAAUACCUUCUUGCCUUGCGCAAUUCCAUCGGCGAACCCCUUUCAUUCGAUGGCAACCACUUUUGUCAUGUAGUCGUCACCGGAUAGUACGACUGGCAGAUAGCGCCACCACGCAAUGUAUGAUGAGAGACGAUAGAGAUGGUGUUCUGGAGUUAUAAAUAGUGGAGGGGUGGGCCUACUUAACAUGGCCACAGAUUGCGCCAUUCUGUUAUGGGUCUUGAUCUUCGAACGAUAGGGUAUUCGAAUCACAUGUUAAUGACGGGCUGCAUAGAGGUGGGACCUCUGCUUCGACGACAAGAUUUUAGAAUUAGAAAAUCCACGAUAAUGUAAUAGACUACAGAUUAUUCCUAUGUCUCACUGGUGCAUUCUGCAACUUCGGCAUGAUUUUACAA